AUGCAGCAGGCCUUUGCUCACGAGGAGGAGGGUGACAGUAAAAAACCACAAGGGGCCCACAGGCAGAAGACAAACUACACUGCAAAUCACCAAGUCCUGAAGUUGCCGAUCAAGACCCUGCAGGUUUCAAAGCCGACGAGUCAGUCUGCCAACUUGAACUGCAUCCUGGAGCUCAAGAGCCAAGUGUGUGACCUGCAGCAGCAACUGAACGAGGCCAGGACUGAGAACAAACUGCUGAAGAGGAUCCAGCAUCGCCACACGGUGGCACUGCAGCACUUUCAAGACUCAGAGGGCAGCCUCUCACAGAUCCUCACCAAGCACAACAAUGAGGCCCCGAGUCUGCAGGGGUUGCUCCGUGAGACCCGGGCCUGUCGUGACAAUCUGGCACGGCAGCUACAAGCCACAGAAAGCAAAUUCUAAAGAUCAAAGGACAGUCUCCAGCACCUACAGCUCCUCAGCCAGGAUCAGGGCCUGCUGGAGAGGGAGGAACUGAACCUCAGGCUGACCAACGCCACUGAACAGUUGGAUCAGAAGGACAAGAGGAUACUGGUAUGGAGGAGCAGGAGGGUGGGAGACACUUAAGACUCUAGUGUCACAUCCUCCAGAACUCCUAGCAGCACCCAUGGUCACAGCCUGAACAUGUAGAUCAUAUUAUAACACCAAUAUACAGGACCUAUAUAAAGGAACAGAAUUAUUGUCCGAUUUUACACCUUUUUUUGCCUUCUCUUAUAUUUUAGGACUUGGAGAGGAAUCUUGAGUUGUGCCAGGCCUCAUUUAAUCGGCAAAUAGCUACUGAACAAAGAAAGAUCAACGAGGUGAGCAAGAUAUCUUGCUAUCUGCGAGAGCAAAUAUACCAGCUAAGCAGGGACCUUCAAGUAAGUUGCAAGAGAGCUUUUUCCCCAGGCAAUGUUCUUUACAGCAUUAGACGUACAGUCAUUGUUAACAUAGAGUUAUUGUUUAUUGUGCAUACUUCUGUCAUAAUCAGAACGUUACGCAUUUCCCAAUUGAAUUCAGACUACGCAUUUGUGGGAGAAUUUGGUUAAGAUGUCUGGAUCAAUAUUUUCCACAUAAGAUUACCCAUUAGUCAACCAUUGAUACUGAGGGCUUAAU
Micropterus dolomieu (smallmouth bass) is the source of this 1110-nucleotide messenger RNA. RefSeq names its product lebercilin-like protein. Lineage: Eukaryota; Metazoa; Chordata; Actinopteri; Centrarchiformes; Centrarchidae. Gene Ontology annotation, cellular component: axoneme. Gene Ontology annotation, biological process: intraciliary transport. The record is from RefSeq and is a predicted model, not a curated record.